Molecule: messenger RNA, 315 nt
Organism: Lichtheimia ornata
Lineage: Eukaryota; Fungi; Mucoromycota; Mucoromycetes; Mucorales; Lichtheimiaceae
Exons: 3
Coding region: 1-315 (104 amino acids)
Source: RefSeq, a predicted model, not a curated record
AUGGAAUUUCAACCAAACCUUUUGGAACGCUUGAACCUUCGUCUCGGCCCCGUUGAUGAAGACUUUAGAUACAGGAGACAUCACCCUGGUAUCAGUCGCCAGACUUUAGCAUUCGUGUCGGCUUCUCGAAACUCAACAAGAACACCACAAGCUAGACGUAUCAGUGCAGAGAUGGCAAGUCGAAAUUAUUAUCGUGAAACUGGUCGCCCAUUGUUGAUUGAUGAACUAGGGCGAGCUUGGAGAGCUUCAGAUUUUUCACCUGACGUAUACGAUACUCUUCACAUUGGCCAGCUAUUCCGGGAGCAUGGAUAUUAA